This is a messenger RNA of Nematostella vectensis (starlet sea anemone), 1740 nucleotides long. RefSeq lists its product as uncharacterized. NCBI's taxonomy places the organism in Eukaryota, Metazoa, Cnidaria, Anthozoa, Actiniaria, Edwardsiidae. Gene Ontology annotation, molecular function: protein binding. Bases 134 to 1255 code for a protein of 373 amino acids. The transcript has 5 exons. The record is from RefSeq and is a predicted model, not a curated record.
UCCGGUCACUUAAACGAAUGACAGAAAGUUUACAAACAGGCGUACUCGAAGAGGAUUUUUCAUUCUAAAAGACAAGAAAUCACUCUCAGAGAUCCUAGAAUAAUUAGAAAGUCGAUGAGCCUGGAAUUUAACCAUGCCUUGCUUAUGUAAGAAGAAAGCAUCCGACGAUGCGUAUGAGUUGGAGCCUGCAAUCCCACACGCAAGCGACAGCGAAGAACAACACAAUUUAGAAAAUUUGGACCGUGCCGAAAAACGACCUCACAACGACUUUAACCUUUACUUAACAAUGGGUCAAGCGGGCAGUUCGGCUUCGCAGUUCGACGAACGAGUUCUAUUUACAUUAGAAGGACACAAAAAAGCGAUUCUAAAUGUUGAAGUUGGACCGGAUGGUAAAACCUUAGCGACAUGUUCUGCAGAUUGCACAGUUGGCUUAUGGAAUAUUACGACUGGGGAAUUGUUACGGACUCUGGUGGGACACGAGAAACCAGUUACUAAUUGUGCCUUCAUGUGGGGACCGAGUCUGAAGACCCCUAUUCUAGCCACGUCUUCGGAAGAUGGCGAUGUAAUCUUGUGGCAUUAUGACAGUGGCAAGCGCGCUGCCCGUCUCGCGGUGCACUGCAAAGCUGUAACUGAUUGCGUUUUCGCGAAGGACGGACGCGCACUUGCCACGAGUUCUUUGGAUGGCACCAUUUGCCACUACCGCAUCAAGCCUGGCGCGGGAGAAUUCGUCCCAGGCCAAGAAACCCGCACCUUGCGCGGCCACCAGGGAGCCGUAAAUGUGGUGGCCUUCUCGUUAGACAAUCGUUACAUCUUUUCCGGCUCAGACGAUAAGUCUAUUAGGAUCUGGUCGCGAGAGAGUAGUAAAUGCGAGAAUACUUUGACAGAUUCUCUUGGCGGUGAGGUGAGGUGCCUAAGGUUCGCCCCACAUGGCGAAAGCUUGGUGGUGUUAGCCGGCGAUGCUCUCUCUGUCUGGGAGAUGGAAGGGGUGAAUACCACUCAAUGGCGGAUUAAGAAUGUGCUGGAUACCCAGCAGGUUAAACGCCUCAAGAUGGUGUGCUUCAUUCCGGACGGCAUGUAUUUCGUGGGAUGUUCCUCUGAUAACAGCGUCACGGUCUGGGACAGCAGUGGAUACAACAAGCGCGCCAAGACAUCGCAAACCCCUCACCAGGAAGGCAUCCUGUCUUGCUGCUUUGAUCCCUAUGGCAAACACUUCAUAACCGGCGACGGCACAGGCAUCACGCGAAUCUGGGUGUGACGUUACGAAUGCAUAUCACGUAAUAUCAAUGAAACCACAAUGCAUUUCGGGUGCAUCGGUGGCUUGAAUGAGUUUCGAGCAUAGUAAUCUAUAGAGUUGGAAAAUGUUGUCUUGGAUGUUAUAAAAACAAAUGUUUUUGUGUUGGACGAAAGUAACAUCUGUUUUGAUUUUACAUAUUUAUUAGUCUUAUUGUCAAUUAUUGCAAAUAUUCAGGUCGCCGUAGGCGAAAAGCUAAAACAUAAUGUUUUUAGCAAAUGUGUUUUUAGUUUCACUAUAUUUAAAUAGUUUUUUUUCUAAAUUGACGAAAAUAUAUUAAAGAAUCCAGAUUUGUCGAAAGAAGUAUUAUAAAACGAGUUUGUUAUAAAACGAGUUUGUUAUAAAACAAAAUCAUUAAAAUGUAUGAAAGUUUAGUUGUAUCAGCGGGUAUGUCAAGAGUAAAGAAAGAAUAACUAUGAAUUCUAGGACGUAAUAAAAUUGUAAUUGAA